AUGGAUAGCGAGUUGAGCUUUCCUCCUGGGACUUCCCGUCUCCUGAGUCGCUCUGAGAUUAUCCUCGUCCCAACGCCCUCACAAGAUCCCAAUGAUCCCUUGAACUGGAGCAAGCGCCGAAAAGCAUGGAACUUCACCCUUGUCCUCGCGGUAACAGUAGCAUUCUUUUCAGCCAUCGUCAUGCAAAUGGUCCUCUGGCAACAAAUGAUCAUCGACAUGCACGUAACCUACGACCAACUGAACUACGGCGUCGCUUUCAACUCAGCCGGUCUCGCCCUCGGGAGUUUCCUCUUUAUCCCACUGGCUCGGAAAUACGGGUCGCGUCCUUGCUAUAUACUAUCUACUGGGCUCAUGGCCGCUGUGUCGUGGUGGAGUGGCAGGAUGGAGACGGUGGGGGAGAUGUAUGUUACGAAUUUCCUGUCGGGGCUGGCGGCGAGUAUCAAUGAGACUAUUUCGGAGAUCACGAUUGCGGACUUGUUCUUUGUUCAUCAACGAGGCACGGCGAAUGGCUUUUAUAUCAUGGCUGUCAUGGUAGGCCAAUUCGUCUGCCCCUGUAUCGUGGGCGUUCAGGCCGCUGCUCAAGACUGGCGAUGGACAUACUACACCACCGGUAUCGUCCUAACCGUCCUAUUCCUCCUAUUCAUCUUCCUAUUUGAAGAAACCAAGUUCAUCCCUGUCACUAUUGGCGAAACACGCAACACCUCAAGCCAAGGCCCACCUUCCCUCAAAAACUCCAAGGAUUCCUCAACCCAAGCAGAUAUCCAAGACUCAGACCUCGGCUCAGAAACCCAUCCCCCAAGACUUACAUACAAAGAACGAAUGCGCUUCAUAACACGCACAGACGAACCCCUCUGGCGAAACUAUCUCGUCCCCCUCAAGAUGUUUCUAUUUCCCCACGUUCUCUUCUCAGCGCUUCAAGUAGCUAGUUGCGUCGCCUUUCUCAUACUCCUCACAUCUUCUAUCUCCAUGAUCUUUUCCGCACCGCCGUAUAACUUUAAUACAGCGGGUGUAGGGCUCAUGUCGCUUGGACCGUUUGUGGGGAACUUCCUGGGAAGUGUUUAUGGUGGUGUUUUGGGUGAUUGCAUUGGCGGUGCAAUGUUUGGCUUUGGUAUGGCGUCCAUGAUUGAUAUUUCAUGCACCAUCAUCAUCGACAUUUACCAAACCCUCACGGCAGAGGCUUUCAUCUCUGUUACGUUUAUCCGUAACAUUCCUUCCAUCGGAGUUCCAUUUGGUGUUGUCGACUGGAUAGCAUCCAUCGGCAUCUCAAAGCUCUUCAUCAUCAGUGGAUGCGUUGCUACCGCUGUUUGCUUACUAUUCAUCCCCUGCGCUAUUUGGGGCCGACGUGUUCGCGAGAGCACAUGGCAGAUGUAUGAGUCUGUACGGGAGCUGAAGGGAGCAACUCGACACUAA
Molecule: messenger RNA, 1410 nt
Organism: Fusarium tjaetaba
Lineage: Eukaryota; Fungi; Ascomycota; Sordariomycetes; Hypocreales; Nectriaceae
Exons: 7
Coding region: 1-1410 (469 amino acids)
Biological process (GO): transmembrane transport
Molecular function (GO): transmembrane transporter activity
Source: RefSeq, a predicted model, not a curated record